Molecule: messenger RNA, 2309 nt
Organism: Hibiscus syriacus
Lineage: Eukaryota; Viridiplantae; Streptophyta; Magnoliopsida; Malvales; Malvaceae
Product: polyamine oxidase 2-like
Exons: 10
Coding region: 480-1952 (490 amino acids)
Biological process (GO): polyamine catabolic process
Cellular component (GO): peroxisome
Molecular function (GO): polyamine oxidase activity
Source: RefSeq, a predicted model, not a curated record
ACCCGGAUUCAACCAAAGCUCCCCUAUUCUCUCUCUAGAACUUUCUGAUUUUCUUUUAAUUUUCUGUUCUCUCUCUUCUUCUUUGUGAAAUCCUAACGAAAAUCUGCAGAUUUUCUUCCGGUUUCCCAUAAUACCCCCGAAAUCUCAGCACUCCGGCGAGUAAAUUCUCGUCUAGAUCUCGAUAUCGGUCUUAUUUGUUUCGUCUUUUCCGGUGGGUAAACGGGGAUAAAAAAAAGAGGAGGGACAGAAUAGGAAAAAGAAAGGAAGUCGCAUGAGCUGUUUGGGAAAUCUGGGUUUUUCUUCUUUGAGUUCGUUGAAUUCUUCCAACCAUUUCAUCACGUGUCUCCUAAUUUUUAUUCUUCAUUAUUCCCCACAAUUGCCCCCUUCGUUGUUUAAUUUCGAAAUCAGAUCCACUGAACCUUUAUUAAAUCAUAAUCCUCUGUUAAAUCCCAAUCUUAAUCCGGUCUUAUCCUUAAUCCAUGGAGUCCUCAGGAAAGAGUAAUCGCCGAUUGAACGGAGGUAUUUUCCAUCCAAAUGGGAUGAGAAGGCAAGCAAGAUCACCGUCAGUGAUCGUGAUUGGGGCUGGAAUGGCCGGAAUAUCAGCUGCUCAUGCUCUCCAUGAAGCCUCGAUUCAGGUUACGGUGUUAGAAUCCAGGGACAGAAUUGGUGGUCGAGUUCAUACUGAUUACUCAUUUGGUUUUCCUGUUGACCUUGGUGCUUCAUGGUUGCACGGAGUUUCCAAAGAAAAUCCCUUGGCACCAUUGAUCAGUAGACUUGGACUCCCGCUUUAUCGGACAAGUGGUGAUAAUUCUGUGCUGUAUGACCAUGACUUGGAGAGCUAUGCACUCUUUGAUAUGGAUGGUCGUCAAGUUCCUCAGGAGUUGGUUACUAAGGUGGGAGAAGCAUUUGAACGCAUUUUGCAGGAGACAGAUAAAGUGAGAAAAGAGCAGAGUGAAGAUAUGUCUAUAAGUUGUGCUUUCUCAAUCGUUUUUGAAAGAAGACCAGAAUUAAGGUUGGAAGGGCUUGAACAUAAGGUACUUCAGUGGUACAUUUGCCGAAUGGAAGGCUGGUUUGCUUCGGAUGCUGAUACUAUCUCACUUAAAAGCUGGGACCAGGAAGAGCUAUUACCUGGUGGUCAUGGACUCAUGGUCAGGGGUUAUCUUCCUGUCAUAAACACACUGGCCAAAGGUAUUGACAUCCGCUUGAACCACAGAGUUACAAAAAUAGUGAGGCGUUACAAUGGAGUUAUGAUUACUAUGGAAAAUGGAACUACAUUUGUGGCAGAUGCUGUUAUCGUUGCUGUUCCCCUAGGUGUACUAAAAGCCAAGACCAUCAAGUUCGAACCAAAGCUUCCUGAAUGGAAGGAAGCAGCAAUUGAUGAUCUUGGAGUGGGAAUUGAAAACAAAAUAAUAUUGCACUUUGACAAGGUGUUUUGGCCUAAUGUGGAGUUUUUGGGAGUUGUUGCUGAGACAUCAUAUGGCUGCAGUUACUUUCUAAACCUUCAUAAGGCCACGGGUCACCCUGUCCUUGUGUAUAUGCCUGCAGGGCAGCUGGCUAGAGAUAUUGAGAAAUUGUCUGAUGAAGCUGCUGCAGAGUUUGCCUUUAUGCAACUGAAGAAGAUCCUUCCAGAGGCAUCUGCCCCGGUUCAGCAUCUUGUUUCUCGAUGGGGAUCAGACAUGAAUACACUUGGCUCCUAUAGCUACGAUGCAGUAGGCAAGCCCCAUGAUCUGUAUGAGAGGCUAAGGGUCCCAGUGGAUAAUGUAUUCUUUGCGGGGGAGGCAACCAGUAUGAGCUACCCAGGGUCCAUUCAUGGUGCAUUUUCAACGGGGCAGAUGGCUGCCGAGGCCUGUAGGAUGCAUGUACUGGAGCGAUAUGGGGAGUUGGACUUGUUCGAGCCAGUGAUGGGCGAGGAAGGAGGAUUUUUUGUCCCGCUCUUGAUCACGCGUUUGUAAGUGGCAAACUGUCUUGUCUCAACCUGCGCCCGGUUCAAAAGCAUGUAGAUGGUGGAGGUGUGAUUUGGGCGACACAUUGAUCCCAAUUUCAAAGUCGUUUUUGAUUGGUUUGAUGUGUAUAGUGGCGACCUGUAAUGAGAUCCGGACAAGUUUAACUAGUAAUGUUAAAGUGUUGGGGGGUAUUUAAUUAAAGAAAAAGUAUAUAGUUGAGGUGGCGCAUGCAUGCCUUUGUCAAAGUGAAAGUAUGUGUUUUGGAUUUGAAAGGCGCAAUGCGUCGUCCACUACAUGAGUGGGAUGGACACUGGUAAAAUGGUGAUGUAUAAUUUUAUUAAACAAAUAAACAGUUGGAUUAUGUUA